AUCCGCAGAAGUUACUUAGACAAGUUCGGCUCUUUGAUUCGGACAGUUGGUACAUCGUGACCAUCUCGUAUUGUCCAUCUCUUAGAAAUCGAUCUAUAGACAAUGGCGGAUAAAGAGAAGAAGAAGAAGACUAAGAAGAAGGAAGAGGCGCCACCACCCGAGCCCGAGCCAGCACCAGCUGAAGAAAAAGCAUCAACUCCAACAGGUACACCAAAAGACUCUGGUUCUGCUAGAGCAAGCAGCCGUGGCAGUCGCAAGGCUAAACGCAGCGGAUCCAGUGUAUUCUCCAUGUUUUCUCAGAAACAAGUAGCUGAAUUUAAGGAGGCAUUUCAACUAAUGGAUGCGGAUAAGGAUGGUAUUAUUGGUAAGAAUGAUCUUCGAGCAGCUUUCGAUUCUGUCGGUCGAUUAGCAACCGAUAAGGAGAUCGAGGAAAUGCUUAACGAAGCUGCUGCGCCCAUUAACUUUACUCAACUGUUAAAUUUAUUCGCCGUUCGUAUGUCAGGAUCAGGUGCUGAUGAUGACGAUGUUGUAAUCAAUGCCUUUAAGACAUUCGAUGAAAAUGGCAAAAUCGACGGCGAAAGGUUAAGGCACGCUUUAGUGACGUGGGGCGAUAAAUUCACACCAAGGGAGGUGAAUGAUGCAUUUGAUCAAAUGUACAUCGAUGAUAAAGGCUUCAUUGAUACUCCGAGCUUAAUUGCCAUGUUGACCGGCACGGGCGAAGAAGAAGAAGAAUAAGAUCUAAAAUUGUAUCAUCAAGAAAAGAAUGUUGAAGUCUCAUAUUCAUACAAAAUUUGUCUCAAAAGAGAACAGAUAUUUUAUAUGCAAUUCUUUCUCUUUCCUGUUUUUUUUUCUUUUCUCCUAGCUUUUUUCUUUUCUCAUACUCUUUUCCUUAGUGACAAAAAUAUGACAGUACGCAACUACUUAAUAUUACUUAAUCUAAACGGACUAUUUCUCAUUUUCUUUCUGUUUCUCUCUCUUUUGCAUCUCUUCGUCAUUCUUUCCUUUUUUGCUAUUUUUCGCCUUUCUCUAAUAUUUUUUCUCUUUUUUGGUCUAUACCUUUUUCUUUUCUCUUCCUACGAAUCUUUUUCUAUCUUUUCUUAUUUAUCUCUCUCUUUAUCAUUUGAUCUGUCUCAUUUCGUUUUCUAUUCUCUCUCUUUCUCACUCUACCUGUUUUCAUCUUUUUGCUCUAGAGAACACUGCUGAUUCCAGAAGGGAUGACGAAUCUAAGAAAAACAAAUUUUAACAUAAUUCACAAGUGUACAAAAGAUAAAUGUUUGUCGAUAAAUAAAGCUUCGUCUUGCCCUCUUCUCGUUCAUGUAUAAUAAAGAUAUUGAUUCUUUAUUUUAAUAAAAGUAAUAAAUUCUGUAAAAA
Atta colombica is the source of this 1371-nucleotide messenger RNA. It is a transcript of the gene Mlc2, whose product is annotated as myosin regulatory light chain 2. The transcript has 5 exons. Bases 103 to 735 code for a protein of 210 amino acids. Gene Ontology annotation, biological process: locomotion; post-embryonic development. The record is from RefSeq and is a predicted model, not a curated record. NCBI's taxonomy places the organism in Eukaryota, Metazoa, Arthropoda, Insecta, Hymenoptera, Formicidae. Gene Ontology annotation, molecular function: calcium ion binding; myosin heavy chain binding. Gene Ontology annotation, cellular component: myosin II complex; cytoplasm.